Aspergillus puulaauensis is the source of this 519-nucleotide messenger RNA. Its product is annotated as Mpv17/PMP22 family protein. The transcript has a single exon. Gene Ontology annotation, cellular component: membrane; cytoplasm. The record is from RefSeq and is a predicted model, not a curated record. Lineage: Eukaryota; Fungi; Ascomycota; Eurotiomycetes; Eurotiales; Aspergillaceae. The coding region runs from base 1 to 519 and encodes 172 amino acids.
AUGUCUGUUCAGACCACGGUGGUCCUACAAUCAGCGCUCCUCAAGUCUGCCGCAAACCUCACUGCGCAAGCUGCCAACUCAAAGCUCACAGCGAUCGACUGGCAGUCUGUGGCUGAAUUCGCCAUUUUCGGCCUGAUACAAGCACAUCUGAACUGCCACUGGCAGCGGUUCCUCGAGGAUACUUUCCCCACACUCUCCCCUCGAGCACCGGACAAGACACCGAGAACAGCCUGGCACAAUGUCCUCUUCAAGCUGGCGAUAGACCAAACCGCCGGUCUCUUCCUCAUGAACACCGUCUUCCUCGUGUGCACCAGCGCGGUACGACUAUCCAACACCAGUCAAGUCGUGGCGGAGGUGAAUCGCAGGAUCUGGCCGUUGAUCCGGAACGCGUGGAAGAUCUGGCCAGCCUGCGCCCUGGUCAACUUCCUGUGGGUACCGGUGGAAUCGCGGGUUCUAGUAGCAUCCUGCGUUGGAUUCGGCUGGAAUGUCUUCUUGGCUCUGUUUAUGCUGGCGAAAUAG